AGGUAUAGUGUAACAUGUUACAGUCUACUGCCCUUAAAGGGUUUAAGAACCCUUAAGAACCCUAUGAACAAAGUCCCCUUGAUAUGGAGUUCUCUUAUGGAGUUUCCUCCGGUUCUCUUAUGGAGUUUCCCCCAGUUCUCUUAUGGAGAUUCCUCCGGUUCUCUAAUGGAGUUUCCUCCGGUUCUCUAAUGGAGUUUCCUCCGGUUCUCUUAUGGAGUUUCCUCCGGUUCUCUUAUGGAGUUUCCCCCAGUUCUCUUAUGGAGUUUCCUCCGGUUCUCUUAUGGAGUUUCCUCCGGUUCUCUUAUGGAAUUUCCUCCGGUUCUCUUAUGGAGUUUCUCCGGUUCUCUUAUGGAGUUUCCUCCGGUUCUCUAAUGGAGUUUCCUCCUGGAAUAUGGAGUUAGGUGCAUCUACAGUGGAAAAUAAAUACUGCACCUUAGCACACAUGCACUCACUCACACCUACACAGAUAUACUGUACACUCAUCCACACACACCCUCAUACAUUCAUGCUACACACAAAUACAAAUACUCAGCCCUGCCACUUCCACGCUGCCAGAUCGUAGCCUCUGCUCAGUCAGUCUGCAUUUCAAGCCGUUUGUUCCUGCAUAGAUCUUGUUAUCCUAUGUUGCCUGUUUUCCCCAGCCAUACGCUGCUUUUCUCUCCACUCUCCGCUUUUCAAUAAAUACCUUGGUUACCUUCUUCAUGUCUCCUCGUCUGAGUCUGCACUUGGCUUCACCUGCUCCACCCCGCUAAAUACCUCACAAUUUAAACACUUGUCCCCCACACUCUCCCCCAAUCCCCCCUUCCCCAAAACAUGUGUAAAUAUUGAACUAUAAAUUGUGCCUUCCUGUAUUAUUAUGCUAAAAAAUGUAUUCUACUGAGACAUUUACUUUGUUUGUAUUCUUAACUGUUCUUAUUUCUUAUUGUUGCAUUGUCGAAAAGGAACCUGCAAGUAAGCAUUUCGUUGGACGAUAUAUACCAUGUGUAUCACGUAUAUACGACUAAUAAAACUUGAAACUACAGUGUAAAAGAGACACUGUAAUUUAAUCAUAUGAUGAAUGUAUGCUUGUACCAAGUGAAACAAACGGUAUUUUCAAGGAUGCAAUGAAUUUACAAGCCCUCUUUUGUUGUAGGUCUUAAGCAAUGCCCGUCUGUUCUUGGAAAACCUUUUAAAGUAUGGUAUUCUAGUGGACCCAAUACAAGUGGUUUCUCUAUUCAUAAAGGACCCCUACAACAUGCCUGCAGCGUGCCUUGUUAUCGUGUCCAACGUGUUUAUAGUGGCAGCUUUGUACACAGAGCGAAGGCUCUCAGUGGGCUGCUUCAGUGAACGUGUUGGGCUGCUGGUUCAUUCCAUUAACCUGUCAGUCACACUGUGCUUCCCGGUGGCUAUCGUACUAAUGGUGAAGUCCAUGACUCCAGUGGGUGGAGCGUCUGCUCUGGGAGUGUACACCGUCCUCUUCCUGAAGCUCUACUCCUACAAAGAUGUGAACAAGUGGUGUAGAGAGAUGAGCCACGCUAAAGCCCGUAGCCUGGCCCGCUCCCUCUCAUGUUCCUCUCUACCACGGUCUAAGGGAAGUGGAGGGGACUAUCAGGUCUCCUAUCCUGGAAAUCUCACCCUCAGAGAUUUGUAUUAUUUUGUUUUUGCACCAACCCUCUGCUAUGAAUUAAACUUCCCCCGGUCUCCACGGAUUCGAAUGAGCUUCCUGCUAAGGAGGCUUUUUGAAAUGCUGUUCUUCACCCAGUUAUUGGUGGCAUUAACACAGCAGUGGAUGAUACCCAUUAUUCAGAGUUCUAUGAAGCCAUUGGAGGAUAUGGACCUCCCUAUGAUGAUGGAGCGUCUACUCAGACUAGCCGUGCCCAAUCAUCUUCUCUGGUUGAUAUUCUUCUACUGGUUCUUCCACUCGUCCUUGAACUUUAUUGCUGAGCUCCUGCAAUUUGGAGACCGGGAGUUUUACAGAGACUGGUGGAACUCUGAGACCAUCACAUACUUUUGGCAAAACUGGAAUAUUCCAGUACACAAGUGGUGCCUUCGCCACUUCUACAAGCCCCUGCUGAAGAGUGGAGUCAGUAAGUGGCUCGGCCAAUCAGCAGUGUUCCUGGCUUCAGCCUUUUUUCAUGAGGUGAGGUGCUCUGCUCCUAGCUGGGUGAAACCAGACUGACCGCUGUGCUCAUCGUUACUAUUCCUAGUGAAGUGAAACAGAAUGUUAGCUUCAUCAGGCUGGUGUUUAACGAGGAUACUCUGCUGCUACAACAGCUCAUAUCGUCACUGUCUGACCAAAACAUACAUUCGCCAAAACAGCAACUUUUCAAAGAGAAAAAAUAAGAAGAAAACUGUUUUCCAUCAACGAAUAUAGAAUUAUGACAAUUUACAAGCUAUUUUGAAUACAUGUUCUUGGUUCUAAAGACAUGAAAUGUUCAGAGUACAUUGAGGUUAGAUACCACUUUCAAUAAAUGUAAAACAAUUUAAAUUGGCAAAAAUGUAGUUCCAAGGUUUUCAUCAGACAAUGACUAUAUACAGUAUUUAUACCAUUUGUGAAGAAAUCCUGCAUUUUAUCAGACUACAGUUUCAUAAUUGCUGAGAUUGCUAGUCAGAUUAGACUUUAAAGGCCACAUAUAUAGUUAUUGUAUGACAGUACAGUUGCUAUACUACACAGUGGCUAUACUACACAGUGGCUAUACUG
Molecule: messenger RNA, 2680 nt
Organism: Salvelinus fontinalis (brook trout)
Lineage: Eukaryota; Metazoa; Chordata; Actinopteri; Salmoniformes; Salmonidae
Product: diacylglycerol O-acyltransferase 1-like
Exons: 13
Coding region: 1235-2158 (307 amino acids)
Biological process (GO): triglyceride biosynthetic process
Cellular component (GO): endoplasmic reticulum membrane
Molecular function (GO): diacylglycerol O-acyltransferase activity
Source: RefSeq, a predicted model, not a curated record